AUGAAAUUUAUAUUUUUAGACUUCCUUUUUUUAUACAAAAUAUUUUUAUCAUAUUGUUAUUUAUUGAAGAGAAAUAAAGUACUUUAUGGUCAUAGAAAUCCCUCAUCUUGUAUAUUUUUUAUAGUACAACACAAUUCUUUAAAAAAUAUUGCUUAUAAUAAUAAUAAUUUUGUUUAUAAAAAAAAGGAAUUUACUAAAAACAGAAGUAAUAAAUUAUUUGAUAGUAAUGAUGAUGAGAAGAAACAACCAUUUAUAAAUAAUUCGAACAUUUUUCGAAAUAAAUAUAAUUAUAUACCAACCUUUGAUGAGGUAAAAAAAGACAUAGAAAUUUUUAAAAAAGAUUAUCCAUAUUAUUUUACAGAACAUAGUAUACUAGAAUUAAUAAGAAUAGAAGAUAAUAUUGUUGUUAUAAAUAUUGAAGGACAAUUUUUUGAAGAUAUUAAUGUAGUAUUUUCAGAAGUAACAAAAUAUUUAUUAAAUAAAUAUAUGGGAAUAUUGGGUGUCCAUCCAUAUAAUAUUAGAAACCUGAAUAUACGGGGCAACGAAAUGUGA
This is a messenger RNA of Plasmodium reichenowi, 552 nucleotides long. RefSeq lists its product as hypothetical. The coding region runs from base 1 to 552 and encodes 183 amino acids. The record is from RefSeq and is a predicted model, not a curated record. Lineage: Eukaryota; Apicomplexa; Aconoidasida; Haemosporida; Plasmodiidae. The transcript has a single exon.